Morone saxatilis (striped sea-bass) is the source of this 3511-nucleotide messenger RNA. RefSeq names its product XK related 4 (gene xkr4). The coding region runs from base 451 to 2301 and encodes 616 amino acids. The record is from RefSeq and is a predicted model, not a curated record. NCBI's taxonomy places the organism in Eukaryota, Metazoa, Chordata, Actinopteri, Moronidae. The transcript has 4 exons. Gene Ontology annotation, biological process: engulfment of apoptotic cell; apoptotic process involved in development; phosphatidylserine exposure on apoptotic cell surface. Gene Ontology annotation, cellular component: plasma membrane.
AGCAGAUGGUUGCAGCCUCCUCCCCCCUCACUUUUUUCUUCGCUCCUGUUUCCAUCUCCAUUUCCAUCCCCAACAUCUGCCAGCAUCAGGACUCAUCGAGGGCAAAGUGAAAACCCGCAGGAGCAAAAUCAGUUAAGGUAGGCUGUCUUCAGGUGGGAAACAAAGCGGCUCCUCCUGCCGGCUGGAUGUGAGCGGACCAUCAACCGAGGGGACAAGCCCAGUAAAGACCUGAUAUGGACCAAAAUAUCGGAGCAAGCGCGGGUCCUCUUUUUUGUCUUUAUUGUGUAUUAUGAGCAGGCGGCAGUGUGGAGGAGCUAGUCCUGCCCAGAAAGGAGGAGGAGUAGGAGCGACGCACAGAAGGGUGUCGACGGAGCGAGGCAAGGGCCAAGGAGAAGAGGAGAGGAGAGGAGGGGAGGAAAAAUAAUAGAGUAAUAUUACAAGCUUCUAAUAAUGGCGGCUAAAUCGGACGGGGUCCUGAAGAUGAAGAAGAGCGACGUGGCCUUCACCCCGCUGCAGAACUCGGAGCACUCCGGCUCGGUGCAGGGGCUCCACCCGGGCGCCCAGCCCGACUCUGCGGGCACCGGGGACGGGGACUUCGCUAACGGGGAGUCACGGUGCUGCGGCGGGGGAGGCUCCAACUCGACGUGCCUUCGCCUGGGCAGGGAGCAGCAGAAAUACACAGUGUGGGACUGUCUGUGGAUCGUAGCCGCAGUGGCCGUGUAUCUGGCCGACGUGGGCACCGACGUGUGGCUAUCGGUCGACUACUACCUCCGCCGCGACUACUGGUGGUUCGGCCUGACGCUCUUCUUCGUCGUGCUCGGCUCCUUCUCGGUUCAGCUCUUUAGCUUCCGAUGGUUCGUGCACGAUUUCAGCACCGAGGACGGCGCCGAGUCCGCCGCCGAUUGCUCUCACAUGGACGGGAACAAGCUGCUGAGCGACUCCGCCUCGCACGGCGAAGUUACCGCUCAACACCACCCGGCCACGCCACAGAGACAGGCGUCGACCGCCAGCAAGAACACCACAACCAACAGCACCGCCAGCACCGCGGUGGGCAGCAGGACUAGGAAACGGUCGGCCUAUUAUUCCUUCUGCGUCUGGUUCGGACAGUCCGUCAUCCACAUCCUCCAGCUGGGCCAGAUAUGGAGGUAUUUCCAUACCAUCUACCUGGGUGUGCGGAGUCGUCAGAGUGCUGAGACAGAGCGCUGGCGUUACUACUGGAGGAUGGUCUAUGAGUUUGCAGAUGUGAGCAUGCUGCACCUACUGGCCACCUUUCUGGAAAGUGCGCCACAACUGGUGCUGCAGCUGUGCAUCAUCAUACAGACACACAAACUCCAGGCUGUGCAAGGUAUGACAGCAGCAGCCUCCCUUGUCUCUUUGGCCUGGGCCCUGGCCUCCUACCAGAAGGCCCUGCGAGAGUCCCGCGAUGACAAGAAGCCCAUCAGCUACCUGGCCGUCAUCAUACAGUUCUGCUGGCACUUCUUCACAAUUGCAGCGAGGGUCAUCACCUUCGCCCUGUUUGCCUCUGUGUUCCAACUCUACUUUGGCAUCUUCAUUGUCCUGCAUUGGUGCAUCAUGACCUUCUGGAUUGUCCACUGUGAGACAGACUUCUGCAUCAGCAAGUGGGAGGAGAUUGUGUUCGACAUGGUGGUGGGCAUUAUCUACAUCUUUUCCUGGUUCAACGUCAAGGAGGGACGGACAAGGUGUCGGCUUUUCAUCUAUUACCUAGUGAUCCUGGUGGAGAAUGCGGCUCUCAGUGCGUUGUGGUACCUCUACCGGUCUCCUCACACCACCGACGCCUUUGCAGUACCAGCACUCUGUGUCAUCUUCAGCAGUUUCCUUACCGGCGUGGUUUUCAUGCUUAUGUACUAUGCCUUUUUCCACCCCAACGGGCCACGCUUUGGACGCUCGCCGAGUGGCCAGGGUCUUGACCUGGAUCCCACUGCUCAGUUCUCCACAUUACCAUCAGAAGGUGCCACCAACUCACUGCGUUCCAACCGAGGUGCCACCGCAACCCUGGAGCGUGACACGGGGAAGUAUUCCGAGCGAGACGGCUGCAUGCCAGUGUUUCAGGUCCGACCCACAGUGCCAUCCACGCCAUCGUCUCGUGCUCCACGCAUUGAAGAGACCGUCAUCAAGAUCGACCUUUGCAGGAACCGCUACCCAGCGUGGGAGCGCCAUGUCCUCGACCGUAGUAUACGCAAGGCAAUCCUGGCCAUAGACUGCUCCCUGACUCCUCCACGGCUGCAGUACAAAGAUGACGCUCUGGUGCAGGAGAGGUUGGAAUAUGAGACAACAUUAUAGUUCUAGCCUGCUCCUAAAACCAAUACAGGGUGCAGUCGUGGGAGGAUUAUCCUGCUAUCACAUAAACAGCAACAGGGACUGUGGCAAUAAGAAUUUGUUACUACCAACAAUCUUACUUUUCACCUCUAGUUCCUCUUUUUCUUUUUCUGUUUUUCGGCAUCAGCGCCCAGUUGGUAGUUAUCAGAGGAGCCAUUUGACACAAGUGCAGUAGAUGUCGCUGGACGUGUAGGGUUGUUGCUGUUAUUUUUACUUCCUAUCAUCAGGGAAAUCCUGUGUGGUACAAACAAAAUGCAAAAGUCAUCGGAUACUCCAGUUCAACCUAAGUGACACCUCUAACGUGAUGAGGAAAGGAAAUGACCCCUCAUUCAGCAACAGUAGAAACUUCAAGCUGUCGUAUUUGUCUUAAUGUGUUUGGAAGUGUCUACAUGAUAACACUCAUCGCUCCUGUUCUCUUAGUGCCAAAAAGGUUCCUUGGAUACGUCCUCUAGCUUCUGAGGAGUCGAACACCUUAGAGAUGGCUUGGUAGUCCAAAAAGUUCUUCUUUUCUCUUCUGGCUUAGUCAUUCAAUUGCUCUUGAAUAAUUCUGGUGUACACUGCAAGAAGGUGAGACAGAAAGGGAACUAUACAAAGACAGUGGUCAAAGUAGCAUCUAUACUCAUUGUGUUUUGUUUGGAUGCAAUCAACCAAACCUGGCUGUAAGGAUGAAUAGGGAGCAAGACAGGGUGAAAGCUGGACACCAGCUCCACAACCUUUCUACCCAUAAGGAAAUAAGUCAAACUCACACAAUGCCAAGAAAAAAUCUUCCUGGCAGCUCAACUCAACUAUUUGCAGUCCAGCCUCAUAAACCUAUGUAGUAGUGAUACUGAUCUUUGCUUAUCUCUGGAGGAGAAUGUGAAAGAAACGAGCAAAGCACCAGACAGCAAUGAAAAUCAGAGGACAGGAGAGGACGGCGCAGGACAUGGAGUAGGGGAUGGAGAAAAAGAGUGAAGGUAGACAAGCAGCCAUCUCAGCCAAACUAAACCAACCACCAGGAUGUACAGUACUCUGAUACAACAUGCAGCAUUUUUUACUUUAGAGAUGAUGUAGAGGGUACUGAAGUCAUUGUAAUUCUGUGUUUUUUGUGGUUAUGUGUGUAUGUAUUGGUAAUAGGUGAUGCCUGAUUCGGGUCUGUGCUGUCAUCGAUCAGUGAAAGUACACCUUGACAUUUUGA